AUGGCUACAGUCCGACAUGCUCGCCGGGAGGAUGCGCCCGUGAUCCUCGAGCUCAUUCAAGCUUUGGCCGACUAUGAAAAAGAGCCUGAUGCCGUCGAGGCUACUGUCGAAUCUCUCGAAAGGACGAUUGCCUUUGCGCCCUCCGAUUCAGCCGGCAAUGAUGCCACGGUCCCCAACACGGAAGCUAUUACUCCUGACCGACCGUCGCGGUGCUUGCUACUGUUCUCCCCUGAGGGAAAGGCAGUCGGAAUGGCGCUGUAUUUCUACAGCUACAGCACAUGGAGGGCCAAGGCUGGUAUCCAUCUGGAGGAUCUUUUCGUCCAGCCCUCUGAGAGAGGGAGAGGGUACGGCAAGAGGUUGUUGGUCGAGCUGGCGAAGCAGGUUGUUGCGAUGAAGGGCGGAAGAUUGGAGUGGGUUGUUCUCAAGUGGAACGAGCCCAGCAUCAAGUUUUAUGAGAGUAUUGGGGCCAAGGCGUUGGAUGAGUGGGUUGGUAUGCGCGUAGAUGGCGAGGGAUUAGAAAAGUUGGCCUGUUGCAUGGAUUAG
This is a messenger RNA of Pochonia chlamydosporia 170, 543 nucleotides long. RefSeq names its product GCN5-related N-acetyltransferase (GNAT) domain-containing protein. Bases 1 to 543 code for a protein of 180 amino acids. Gene Ontology annotation, biological process: protein acetylation. Gene Ontology annotation, molecular function: N-acetyltransferase activity. The record is from RefSeq and is a predicted model, not a curated record. The transcript has 2 exons. NCBI's taxonomy places the organism in Eukaryota, Fungi, Ascomycota, Sordariomycetes, Hypocreales, Clavicipitaceae.